GUGCAUAUUUGAGAGUUGUCAGUUCAUUAGAAAUGGUUCUAUUAUCAUAUCUGUGCAUUUAAAUAUAAUAAAAAUUACAUAUUCAUUAUUUAUUAACGUGAAUUUGAAUUAUUUGUGAUAAAGAAAAAUGGAUCGACUUCUAAGACUUGGUGGUGGUUUACCUGCUCCAUUAAAUCAAGGACCUCCCCCAUCAGAUGCACCUGUAGUUGAUACUGCAGAACAAGUGUACAUCUCAUCACUUGCACUUUUAAAAAUGUUAAAACAUGGUCGAGCUGGAGUACCGAUGGAAGUUAUGGGUUUGAUGUUAGGUGAAUUUGUAGACGAUUACACUGUUCGUGUAAUUGAUGUUUUUGCUAUGCCACAAACUGGAACGGGAGUUAGCGUAGAAGCUGUUGAUCCAGUCUUUCAAGCCAAAAUGUUGGAUAUGCUUAAACAAACUGGUCGACCAGAAAUGGUAGUAGGUUGGUACCAUUCUCAUCCAGGAUUUGGUUGUUGGUUAUCUGGAGUAGAUAUCAACACACAGCAAUCAUUCGAAGCACUCAGUGAAAGAGCGGUAGCAGUUGUCAUUGAUCCUAUCCAAUCUGUAAAAGGAAAAGUUGUCAUUGAUGCAUUUAGAUUAAUCAAUCCUAAUAUGAUGGUUCUAGGACAAGAACCUCGUCAAACUACAUCUAAUUUAGGUCACCUACAGAAACCAUCUGUCCAAGCCUUAAUACAUGGCUUAAAUCGUCAUUAUUAUAGCAUUAGUAUCAACUAUCGUAAAAAUGAAUUAGAACAAAAGAUGUUAUUAAAUUUACAUAAGAAAACUUGGAUGGAUGGUCUCACUCUUGCCGAAUAUUCAGAACAUAGUAGACUCAAUGAAAAUAUUGUUUCUGAAAUGCUUGAACUUGCUAAAAAUUAUAAUAAGGCAUUGGAGGAUGAAGAAAAAAUGACACCUGAACAAUUAGCUAUUAAAAAUGUUGGUAAACAAGAUCCAAAACGUCAUCUAGAAGAGAAAGUUGAUACACUUAUGGCUACGAACAUUGUACAAUGUUUGGGAGCUAUGCUUGAUACAGUUGUAUUCAAAUAAUUAUUUCUUAAACUACAUAUUGAUAUAUGAUCUUUAAAAUAAAUUUUUUUAAACAGAGA
Molecule: messenger RNA, 1125 nt
Organism: Polistes dominula (European paper wasp)
Lineage: Eukaryota; Metazoa; Arthropoda; Insecta; Hymenoptera; Vespidae
Gene: Rpn11
Product: regulatory particle non-ATPase 11
Molecular function (GO): protein binding; metallopeptidase activity
Source: RefSeq, a predicted model, not a curated record